Messenger RNA from Caenorhabditis auriculariae, 1848 nucleotides. The record is from the annotation of a GenBank genome assembly. NCBI's taxonomy places the organism in Eukaryota, Metazoa, Nematoda, Chromadorea, Rhabditida, Rhabditidae.
AUGGGUAAACUGCUUUUUUUAAAUUUUAAUUUUGAAUAAGUCCAAUUUUUUCUGGAUGCUCAAACAAUUUCUUUUUUUGAUUCAGUAGGAUAUACGUUCAAAUAAGAACAGAAAAAUAAACAAAUGGAUCUUUAAGAAAAUUUUGUUAUAGUAGAUUCUCCUAUAAACUCUUUUUUCUUUAGUCCUGCUUUUAAAUAAAUUUUUCAAAAAACCAAAAGAAUGACCUUUUUUUCUAUGAAACGUUUGUACGCCCGUAACCUUAAGAAAACACUUUAAAAUUAUUAAAAUAAUUUCUAACGCUUGAAAAAAAUCAAAGCCACUCUUAAGACUACUCAAAUUUGGAAGAAAAAAAUUAUUUUUUUGAAAAAAAGCCACAUUUCAUAGAUUCAAAGAUUCUUUGAAAGCUCAGAGACUUUGAGGCUCAGAAAGUUGGGUUUUUUCGAACAAAUAUUCCAAAAGUAAACCAUCAAAAAGGCUUCUCCUAGCGUUUGGGUUUUCAGAUAGCCAGGAACCUUGAGAAAAAUAGGAUUUAAGUUCAAGAGUUUUUCUGGACCGCUACUGAAACCUUAGGAAACAUCUUCAUAAACUGUUUCAAAGCUUUGAUAAUCCACUAUUCGCAGUAAAUCACACACUAAAUCGCCUCUUCUGUCGGGUAACCACGAACCAAUCAAAGUGACAUUGUAGAUGACUUCAAGAAGAUCAUUUGCGACAUGUGCGAGCUCUACAAGACGGGCAAGGCCGACGAGUGCAUGAAGCGCUACGCCGCACGUGACUGCUGCUUCAUGGGACCUUUCCAUGAGCCCGUCGACUGCCGAGGUGCCCGAAGACCUUUCUUCUCCUGUACCUAGAGCUUCUUCCAGGCAUGGUCAACUUCUGCAACGACACAAAGUACAGGGACAUUGUCACCUGCGACUACGACGUUAAGGUCGACGAUGUCAAGGUUUACAGAAAGUCCGAAGUUCUAACCAAAAGGCUUCGAAAUCUUAGAAGAGCUUUCAGUUUCUCAAAGCCAUUCCAGUUUUGCGAAGAGAUUCUGAAGUUUCUUCCAAAGUCUAAGAAGAGCCUUUUAAUAAAGAACGAUCCCUGAUAUCUUGAAAUCUCGAAAUCACUGAUAACCUCCAAAAUGAAACCUCAAAAUCUCUGAUACUUUGAAAUGAAUCCAAGUUUUUCCCGUUGAUCUAAAGGCUCCGAUGCUCCCUUAGAUACGCCCUAAGGUUCUAAAUUCGAUUAAAAAGCUUCAAAAUGAUCAAAAUAACCGAAAAAGGCCUUCUCGGACGAAUCCCAAUAUUUCUUCCCGCAUUAUAACACUUUCAAGCAAAACCCAAGCUCAAAACUUCUCAUAUACCGAAAAUUCAAUAGAUUCUGAAGCAAUAGAGAACCAAAAAAUCUUCCAAAGGAUUCCAAAUUCGGUACCAACGCUUACCUUUUCGAAGAUUAAAGUUCAAAAAUCUCUAAUUUCCUCCUAUUUUGACCAAAUUGACCUGUCUUGGUACCAAUCGAGAGCUGAUGGAAUGGGCAAUGAAAAAACAGACAUUCAUCAAUAUUAUCUUAAACAACGUUUAUAGACGUUCGGCGACUGCGCCGUGGUCCGCACUACGUUCUGCGGCAAGGUCCGCAACUGCGACAAGAAGGGCUGGUGAGAUUAUCCCUACAUUUUUGGUUUAAAAAUACUUUUUCCUUCUAAACUCUCACAGACAAUAUUACUUUUCUUCACCGAUUCCAUAUAAGAACAUGGUUUUUCCAAAAAAAAAAUCAUCAUUUUCCAGGUCCCUGAUGGUUUUCGUCAAGGAGAACGGCACCUGGAAGGUCCGCAACUGUUGCUGCACCUUCUUCUGUAAGGACUUCUGA